GCACAUGGACAGAAAGCCGCGAGCAGGACGCUAAUAAGUCAGUCUUAUUAUUUGUUCUACAGUUUGAAAUAUUUUCGUCGUAUAACAUACAUCUUUGAUUCUUUAUUUAAGGAUAAAGUGGUCUCGAUGCGCUAGAAGCACUGUGCCGCUUCUCGUGCUAUCUUUGCUUGUUAGUUAGCUUAGCUCGCUAGUUAGCUUAGCUUGUUAGCUGCUAACAGAAGACACAGAAGUUAUCAACACAUCGCUAAGUAGAGAUCAAGUGUGAGAGUAAAGUGGUUGUGAUUGUGUGAAAAUGUCUACAUUACAAAUGUUGAGAGCGUUGGUGGAUCAGCGACUAACUGCUGCCGUUGAAGAAAUAUUUGUAGUGUUAGAAAGAACGAUAGCAGAAUACGAGGCGGAACUUUCUAGAACAAAAGAGGAAAACUAUCAAAUACUGGACGCUGUUUUCAAGAAACAUCAAGUUGUGUUACACAGAACAGACGUCCAGCAGGUGUCAGCAGAGAGUCAUGAAGAGAUUCCCUCCAAGCAGCAAGAGUGGAGCUCCAGUGUGGGACAGAAGGAGCUACAGGCCCCCUCCCACAUUAAAGAGGAAGAGGAGGAACUGUGGAAGCAGCUUCAAAGGUUGGUGGAGGAUAAUGAUGAAGCUGAAGCUCAGUCCUUACAGCUUCAUCACAGUCAAAGUGAGGAGAACAGAGGGGCGGAGCUUGUAAGUCAACACAUCACAGAAGCUGAUGGAGAGCAUUGUGAACAUAUAAAGUCAGAACCAGACAGCAUCUUUGCUCCACUGUCAGACAUGGACCACAUGAUGUCAGACUCUUCUGAUCACAGUGACCACAUCCAAAAACCUUUGGAGAGGAAAAAUUACUCUAAAGGUGAUACAAGACAUCACACUAACAACAAACACUUUGACUGCUCUCAAUGUGGGAAAUCAUUUAGACUGAAGACUGAUUUUACAAGACACAUGAGAAUACAUACUGGAGAGAAACCUUUUACUUGCUCUGUUUGUAAAAAAAGUUUCUCCACAAAGCAACACAUGACCACACACAUGAGAACACACACUGGAGAGAAACAUUUUACUUGCUCUGUUUGUAAGAAGAGUUUCUCCAGAAGGCAACACAUGACCACACACAUGAGAAGACACACUGGAGAGAAACCUUUUCCAUGCUCAGUGUGUCCCAAAAGAUUCUCCAUAAAUGAGCAAAUGAAAAGACACAUGAGAACACACACUGGAGAGAAACCUUUUACUUGCUCUCUUUGUAAGAAGAGGUUUUCCAGAAAGCUUAACAUGUCCACGCACAUGAGAACACAUACUGGAGAGAAACCUUUUACUUGCCCUGUUUGUAAGAAGAGUUUCUCCACAAAGCUUGUCAUGACCAGAAACAUGAGAACACACACUGGAGAGAAACCGUUUAGUUGCACUGUGUGCGAUAAAACAUUCAGGGUUAAGAAUAAGGUCAGUAAACACAAGUGUGUAACAGUCAUGGAAGCUGCAGGGAUUUAAAACCACUUAAGCAGUGAUUGUGCUAAAUGUACUUUAAAACACAGCAUGUUUAAUAUGAAUGAAUAUUUGAUGUUGUAUGUAGUAGUGCUUCUCAUCUUCUACUGUUAUUUUAUGUUGUUCUGGAAUUACUUUUUAAGUUGUGUGCAUUUAUUGAAUAUCAUGUACUAUUUUAUUUUAUUUUCUCAUUGUUAAAGAGAGAACUUCUUUCUUAUUAUUUACAGUUGUUUUUUGUUCACACAUUUUCUUCCAUUGCAUUUUUAUUGAUGUUAUUAUCCAAUUAAAAGAAUGAAUGAAUAA
This is a messenger RNA of Nerophis ophidion (straightnose pipefish), 1798 nucleotides long. RefSeq names its product zinc finger protein OZF-like. The coding region runs from base 293 to 1501 and encodes 402 amino acids. Gene Ontology annotation, cellular component: nucleus. Gene Ontology annotation, biological process: regulation of transcription by RNA polymerase II; central nervous system development. The record is from RefSeq and is a predicted model, not a curated record. The transcript has 2 exons. Gene Ontology annotation, molecular function: RNA polymerase II cis-regulatory region sequence-specific DNA binding; DNA-binding transcription factor activity, RNA polymerase II-specific. Lineage: Eukaryota; Metazoa; Chordata; Actinopteri; Syngnathiformes; Syngnathidae.